CGAAAAAAUCCAGCCUCGUACUCCAAAAUUUGAGUAAAAGCGACUGUGUGAGAAAACAGAACUUAACCAAAGUUCUUGUCCGGCGCAGAGUAGAGGAGUUUCGUCUGUGUAAUCGAAAAAUGUGCCAAGGAUUAUCGUGGAUUGCAGUUCCAGACGAAAUAAUUAGUGGCGGCCUGCGAUCCGCGUUCGGUGAUGCGGUACGAGCGACACCGCGUACGCAUUUUGGCAUGCAAUCGCUCUGAAUUGCUGUAGGCUGUGGUGUUAGCGGGGUUUGCGGAACGAACAACCGAAACGCGAUACGUUUGAGUGCACAGCCAGCCAGCCAUCCCCGGGAGAAAUCAACUCGAACGCACGCUCCAUCAAAGAUAGCUUUGGAAGUGCGCAUUAUUCAGCAAACGAGACACACGCGAAGAACAAACACGGCUGUGCCGGAGGUUUGAGAGGCGACGAGAUAGAGAUCCUUUAGCCCCUUUCCUGCUUCCUACAGCAUGACGGUGGUGUAUCCGCGCAAAAUGUUGUCCCGCUUUCAUCCGUAUCAUGGACAGAACAUCAUUCUGUUCAACGAGAACACGGUCGCCUACAGGAAGGCAAGUUUUGGCAAUGCGCUCACCUUCAGCGAGAAGCCGCUGCAGCCGGGCGAGAUAUUCUUGCUGGAGAUUGAGAAAAACGAACGCGGUUGGAGCGGCCACAUGCGACUCGGACUCACUCAAUUGGAUAUCAAACCUGCCUCUACGCUCCAGUAUGCGCUGCCUGAUCUGGCGAACCUCGGUUCAAGCUGGGUGUUUCCAAUCACUCGCUCCGUAGGCAACUCGGUGCUGAAAAGCAACAUCCUAGGCAACGGAAUCAAUGUGAAGACGUCGCGCGGUGUCUUUCCACGUAGCUUGCUUAAACCAAUCACCCAGGAUGGAGCGAGCGCCGACAUUCUGCCAACCGACACCAACUCACGCAUCGGCGUGAUCUUUGUACCGAGCGAACACGAAGCGGACAAGGCCGAAAUGCACUUUAUCAUCAACGGCGAGGACCAUGGACCCUGCACACAGGACAUUCCGUACACUAAGGGUGCGCUGCACGUCGUAAUAGACGUUUACGGUACGACAAAGCAGGUGAAGAUCAUUCAGCUGUACGGUAUUUCAACAUUGCAGGGUGCGUGUCGAGACGCGAUACUUGCGCGGGUUAAGAAGUCCUCAAUUCCUGAACUGCCUCUACCGGAAAGUUUAAAAAACUAUCUGCUUCAGUAUGGGCUGUAGAAUGCGUGAUCAAGACAAUACAAUUUCACGUUCAGACGAAGCUUGAAGCUCAGGCGGUGCGACCUAAGCCCCCCUAGGAACCACCGAAUGAAAUUUCCCGCUUACUAUGUUUCUUUAGGGGGCCGUUACACGCUAAAUAUGAUUGAUCAAUGGAUGCGUCAAUAUAUUGUUGGUUGGUAAUAAGUGUUGGUCGCGGUUUUAGUGAACGGUAUAGUCAGGUUGAGGCCCCUGCGUUGUCGGAGAAUUUCAUCUGCAGUUUAUGGAAAAUACCUUCCACAGUGAAACAUUCCGGUAAAACACCAUUUCUUGCAACCGAAAUUCACGUAACGUAUUGAAUGUGUGUGUGGGCAAGAAUAUCAGAUUGACGGGCGAUUUCUGAUCCCUGAAAAUGUACCAUCAUUAAAAUUGCAAGAAUGGGCCGCUUAAGAGCCUUGUGUUGAGCAAUAUUGCUUUUCGUUCGUCAAACGGGCUCUAAAUCCUAACCACAGUAAUAUAGUAGCGUAUCCUGUAGCUCAUAAAUAAUUUUUCGGUGGUUUAUCUCGCUGAUUUUAUGCUAGUACAUCUUUCGGCCUUGAAAUUCGGCAUAGCUCUCGGGCCACGAAGGAGUACAACCCCCGAAAUAAAAACUGGGAGUUGAGAACUGGGAAAAUUGUGAAUAUGAUAAGAGAACCGUAUGAUAUAAGAUCCAACCAUCGUAACAGGAAAAUAUGCUGCUGCUUUUCGUUCCGUUGAAUAAACUCGGAAGAAAAGGAAAUGGACCAACAUCCUCGCGUCCAGUGCAGUGUAUUCCACCCUUCUUACUUGCCGAUGUUUGCAAUGUGUCAGUGUAAAGGUAUAUUUUGUAUAGUGAGUAAUUAAGCAUAAAUCUGUAAUAAAUGGAAAAACAAGAA
Messenger RNA from Anopheles darlingi, 2137 nucleotides. RefSeq names its product neuralized-like protein 2. The transcript is spliced from 2 exons. NCBI's taxonomy places the organism in Eukaryota, Metazoa, Arthropoda, Insecta, Diptera, Culicidae. The record is from RefSeq and is a predicted model, not a curated record. Gene Ontology annotation, molecular function: ubiquitin protein ligase activity. The coding region runs from base 489 to 1247 and encodes 252 amino acids. Gene Ontology annotation, biological process: intracellular signal transduction.